AUGUCUGUUGCUUCCUCGUCCACAGAUAGCCUUGAUAAGGUUAUAGACGAGUAUUGUGAUAAUACUAGUGAUAGGUCUAGCUCUAGCAGUGCUAGUGAUGAGAGUGGAGGAAGCACGGACGAGAACUACUCUUCUGGGGCCCCUGGGCUCCCUAUUGAAGUCGUCCAAGAACAGCUUAGGAGAGCUUCUGGCUCUCAAGCUGGUUCUCCGUCCAAUCCAACGGACGAGGUAGAAACCGUCUUCAGUUGCGCUGUAGGCGUCCAUUCUAAGACGGACGAACAGAGGUUAGGUAACCUUAGGUCCUGGUAUCAAAUCCCAGACGAGUUUAACCCUAGGCUACCCGUCCGUGGAGAAUGGUGUUGUGAGCCCCGUUUUGGAAUAGGCGUCUAUGAAUCUUACUUCCUAGGUGGCCUUAGGUUUCCUUUAAAUGCCUUUGCUAGGGAGUUACUAGUCAAAUUAGGUCUAGGUGUUUGUCAAUUCAAUCCCAACGCAUGGAGAUUAAUUAUCUCCAUGCAAAUUUUGUGGAGGGAAGUUUUUGGUAGGGACCGUCCUCUUACAGUGGACGAGUUCCUUUAUUGUUAUAAACCUUCUGCCAUAAGCCAGUCUGAAGGUUUUUACCAAUUUACUGCUAGAGGGAAUGAUUGUAGGUUGAUCAAGUCCCUAGCUUCGUCUGAUAGGAAGUGGAAGACGGAGUUUAUUUUUAUUUCAGGCUUCUGGGCUGGGAACCCUGUGGACGUUGGCAGGGAUCCCUUUCCUCCUUACACUGGGGACCUGGGGAACCUUCGUCCAGAAGCUGCCAAACGUCCGUCCUUGAGCAAAUUUCACCGUGACCGCGUCCACAGGGCCCGUCUACACGCAGACAGGAGCUUCCAUUCCCUUGUCACGCUUAGGCGUCUGGCCAAGUGGGGUUUAGGUCCCGAGCCUUCAGACGAAGCUAUAGCCCACGAAGUCACUGUGCGAAAAAGAAUGUCAACAAUGAAAGAGAACCGAGGAAAAGAGAUCGCAGGAGAGGGGAAACGUCCUGAGGGUCAAGCCCAGGAUCGUCCAACGGCUGGGGACAAAAGAAAGUUCUUGCCUAAGAACAUUGAUCUGGAUGGGCUCUCCAGUCGAAGAGAUAAAAGGGUUAAACAAAGCUCGUCCAAGGUGGUCAAGUCCAAACCACCCUCUUGA
Quercus robur (English oak) is the source of this 1170-nucleotide messenger RNA. RefSeq lists its product as uncharacterized. NCBI's taxonomy places the organism in Eukaryota, Viridiplantae, Streptophyta, Magnoliopsida, Fagales, Fagaceae. The record is from RefSeq and is a predicted model, not a curated record. Bases 1 to 1170 code for a protein of 389 amino acids. The transcript has 4 exons.